AUGCCUCUUGUCUGCAAUCCCAAAACCCCACCAGCAGCGUUCGCCAAGACCCUAACGGCUCAGCGCGCCGCUUGUCGCUCGUUAGUGGUCGAUUGCAGUUUGCCUUCCCGCGCUCGAUCAGCGCGAGGCGCACUUCAGAACGGGAAAUCAUGGAAUUGCAUACUCACCAUAACGUUUAGAUCGCGGGCUGCUUGGGUUGGAAAUGUCGACGAAGGUACCAAAGAUGUAUCGAACGAGAAUGACCUUGACUCUCUUUCCGGCACCAUUUCUGAACAGAAGUUGCUGUUCGAUAUUGCCCCUGGCGCUCACAAUACUGGAAUGUCUGAGAAGGAGAUUCGUAUGGCCAACGUAGAUUCGAACGCAUGUGCUAAAGAGUACACGAGUGACAUCUUUGCACACCUUCAAGACGUCGAGAAGCGCUACAUGCCGGAUGCUAGAUACAUGGAAACAGUUCAAAGCGAUGUGAACUCUGCGAUGAGGGGCAUCCUUGUGGACUGGCUUGUCGAAGUCGCCGACGAGUACAAGCUGUCAUCGGAAACACUAUUUCUGACGGUUGCAUAUGUCGAUAGGUGCUUAGGCGUUUGUAUGGUUGCGAGAACUCAGCUCCAGUUGGUUGGGAUCACAUGUAUGCUUAUCGCAUCGAAGUACGAAGAAAUUUAUGCCCCCCAAGUCGACGAAUUCUGUUACAUCACAGACAACACCUAUUCUCGUGAACACGUGCUAUCGAUGGAAAGGAUGGUACUGAACGCACUUGAUUUCGAGCUGACUCAUCCAACGAGCAAAACUUUUCUUCGACGAUGCUUCUGGGCAUUCAAUAAUACUGAUACCAAAGUAGAGUUUCUUGCCAGCUUCCUUGCUGAAUUGGCACUUCUCGAGUACAGGCUCCUUCGGUUCUUGCCAUCCACAGUAGCCGCAGCUGCCAUUCAUCUUUCAUUGUUGACACUGCGGAUCGGUUCAGAUGUUGCCUCAGUCGUGCAGAACGCAACUGCACACAGCGAGGAUUUGAAAGGCUGUAUUGUAGAACUUCACGCAUGUCAUGUAUCAUCACAAAAGUCUUCGCUGUCGGCCGUGCGGGAGAAAUAUGCUCAAACGAGGUUCAAAUGCGUGUCUUUGAUAACGCCUCCUGAACUUCGGUUAUGA
This is a messenger RNA of Micromonas commoda, 1140 nucleotides long. RefSeq lists its product with no specific name. Gene Ontology annotation, cellular component: cyclin-dependent protein kinase holoenzyme complex; cytoplasm; nucleus. Gene Ontology annotation, biological process: regulation of cyclin-dependent protein serine/threonine kinase activity; mitotic cell cycle phase transition. The transcript has 5 exons. The record is from RefSeq and is a predicted model, not a curated record. Bases 1 to 1140 code for a protein of 379 amino acids. Gene Ontology annotation, molecular function: cyclin-dependent protein serine/threonine kinase regulator activity. NCBI's taxonomy places the organism in Eukaryota, Viridiplantae, Chlorophyta, Mamiellophyceae, Mamiellales, Mamiellaceae.